UCUAAAAAAAAUUACGUGGUGCUUCUAUAUAGUCGUAAUGUCCCAUAUACAGACUGGUGGUAUGAAUGUUACCAUGUCAAGUGCUUACAUGAGUAUGUAACUGAAAAAUGGUUGCAAACUUUAUACACUGACAGUUUUAAAAAAUCAAAGAAUACUUGAUUUUAAUUUCUUGUUCAAUGACACCUGUCUUUAUUCAGUGGUCCUACGGAGUGACAAUGUGGGAGAUUUUCACUUGUGGGAGGGUCCCAUACGCUGGAAUACAAGCCAUCGGUCUCUUUAAGGGGCUAAAGAGAGGAGAGAGACUGGAGAAACCUGACAACAAGGCCUGCCAUGAUGACAUAUAUGAUGUGAUGUUCUCCUGCUGGGAAAUGGAAGCUGGUGAACGUCCACAGUUCUCUGACUUGGUUGUCACAGUGAAUGACCUCCUGGAAAGAGAUGCUUGCUACAUGGAGCUCUCU
Molecule: messenger RNA, 458 nt
Organism: Geodia barretti
Lineage: Eukaryota; Metazoa; Porifera; Demospongiae; Tetractinellida; Geodiidae
Source: the annotation of a GenBank genome assembly